Messenger RNA from Raphanus sativus (radish), 715 nucleotides. RefSeq lists its product as uncharacterized. Gene Ontology annotation, biological process: mitochondrion organization. Gene Ontology annotation, cellular component: mitochondrion; nucleus. Bases 117 to 551 code for a protein of 144 amino acids. NCBI's taxonomy places the organism in Eukaryota, Viridiplantae, Streptophyta, Magnoliopsida, Brassicales, Brassicaceae. The record is from RefSeq and is a predicted model, not a curated record. The transcript has 5 exons.
UGACCUGUUCUGGUUGCUCACCACCUAUUUAUAAAGAACAAGCGCCUCCAGAAAUGUUGUAAUCUCUCAACAAUUUAUCAUUUCGUGGCCAUCUCUCUAAUCACACAAAAACAAAAAUGGGUCGCCGUAGCUCAGGAGGAAGAUCUGCACCUCGUCCCCGUCCUGCUGCUGCACGCAGCCCCCCUCCUCAAACUGUAAACCGUGCACCUCCUCCAGCACCAGCAGCUCAGGCUAGCGGUGGCGGUGGCAUGCUUUCAGGCAUCGGUUCAACUAUCGCUCAGGGUAUGGCUUUUGGUACCGGAAGCGCUGUUGCGCAUAGGGCUGUUGAUGCUGUGAUGGGCCCACGAACCAUUCAGCAUGAAGGUGUUGAGACCGCCUCUGCUUCUGCUGCUCCUGCUGCAGGCAACGUGUUUUCCAGCUCCUGUGACCUUCAUGCUAAGGCUUUCCAAGAUUGCGUCAGCAGCUAUGGAAGCGAUAUUAGCAAGUGUCAGUUCUACAUGGACAUGUUGUCUGAGUGCAGGAAGAACUCCGCUUCCACUAUUGGUGCCUGAUCAAGAAGGCUCAUCAUGCUUCUUCUUUUCUUUUAUUUGCCUUUUUCUUCUUUUAUCUAAGAAACUAUUCAGCUGUGAAUGCUGAGAAUUUGGAUGCCCUCAAGCCAACCAUACUUUAUUUCCAGAACCAUAAUUUGAAUUUGGGUUAUUUUCCCAUUUCUUAA